Molecule: messenger RNA, 2181 nt
Organism: Ostreococcus lucimarinus CCE9901
Lineage: Eukaryota; Viridiplantae; Chlorophyta; Mamiellophyceae; Mamiellales; Bathycoccaceae
Exons: 1
Coding region: 1-2181 (726 amino acids)
Biological process (GO): signal transduction
Source: RefSeq, a predicted model, not a curated record
AUGGUUCUGAGCGCGUACAUGAUUUGCUACCACGCCGAUGUGGUCCUCGGUGGUUCGAACGCGAAGGAGGUACCGUGCGAAGAAACGUCGCUCAUUGAUUCAUCCAAGGCGUUGGUUAACGCGUUCGACGCGCUCGCACUCACGAUGUCGCGCUCGGGCACGUUCACAGCCACCAUCACGAACGCGUUCGAGCGCGCUUGGCACACGUGGACUGCAGAUUUCAAAAUUUGGAAAUCGAAAGACGCGUUUAGUUUGACCCAAGAGCUCAUACGAAUCGGUGUUGCGAUGGAGUCUUCGAUGAUUCGUGUGUGCGGCGCUCGCGGCGCGCUCGAUUCCACAGUCGAUCUCGGUGAAGAACGCAACGCGAUACGCUCCGCACAAUCGCACGAUCGCGCGCUUCUAAGAGAGAAAGUCUUCACGCUUUCGGGUAAAAGCGCAGUCGACGAGUUCGAUGCGAUGAUUACAAGAGUUCGAGCCGCGGGCUUAAGCGACGAAGAGUCAGCGAGGGCAAAGGAUACUCGCACGGAUCGGCUCGACGAACGUCGGCGUAAACGGGAAGCCACGAGCGCUCAAAUCGCCGCUGCGAUCGAAAAGGACAAAGAACGCGCUCGUCAGCAGAUGGCUGGUGAAGAAAACGUUGUUUCGAACUUUGUCGAAAUGCAAAAGGAUCAGAUUUUACACGAAUUAAUGCUGGACCCCGAGUGGAAGCUCAGAGCGCCACCAAAGUCACCCGUUGAGGACGAUCCCGUACGCGAGCAGGUCGUACAAAUCAUGAAGAAGGCGUUCUGGGACAUGGUGUACGAAUCACUUGUUCAUGAUACGAUCGACACAUCUAUCGUUCGCGCUCGAAUUUUCGAAUGGAAAGACGCCAUCAUCGACGACACUUUGAUUUUGGAUCGCCAGACGACGGAGAGCUUGGAACUGAUCCAAAAUUCACUCAGCCUCAUCGACGUCAACUAUCUUGAAGCGAGCAUCUUGCGCAUGGAAAGCACACCUACAGACACAUCAGAAGCUUUGCGAACCUCGCUCGAUCAUGGUUACACGGCUCUCAAUGCGCUCGCGAAUGGUUCCGUGAAGGACGAUCUUAGCGCUGCGUUUGACAAUCUGACGCGAGAACUCGAGACGGCGACGAACGCGGACAAAUUCACUUUAUCUCGAGCGAUUGCUGAUGCUUUGGCGUUCUUGUUUGAUUUUCGCGAGCGUAUACACCAAUCGAUGAGCCUUGAAGCAGCCAACGAGGCGAUUGAUGCACUCCGCGAGACGCUCGCGGUGAUGCCAGAUGGCAUCGAGUACGCGACAACGCGCUUCUUGCAUCGAUUUGAUGUGAAAGUCGGGGAGACCGAACUCGCACUUGCGUUUCCUCGCACGUGUGCUUGGCUUGAAAGCGUCGUCGAAGAGCUUCCGACGCUCGAUGCGACAUUUGCACCUCUUCUCGAUUCUCUCAAUGUCGACCGCUGGCGAGGCGUGCGUCUGAGGAGCGGUUUCGAGACUCGAGCCGAGGGCGCGCAAAAGACUUCUUCGGAAGUAAUCAGUUCAACUUUACAUCCGACCCGGGUCAUGUCUGUGAAUGGUGUUUGUCGUGUCGCCUUUGCACGAUUGGUUACCAAUCCCAACGCCAUGAUUCAAGACUUUAUCCCGGAAACGCUUGAAAACGACGUGCAACGCAUCGAUUACUUUUGCCGUGAGUUUCAGAACAUUCAAACGCUUGCCGCUUGUUUGAUGCUCUCCACGCAACUCUGUCGCUUAGAGGUUUUCGUGGAUGUGGACGCGCUCAUCGAUCGAGUCGCGGUUCUGCUCUCUUCGGAACGAGACCUACCGGCGAUGUCUCGCGUCGCCGAGGUCCUCUCCGCGACGCUCCCGACGUCCGACGGCGCCCAAACCAUCACCAACAUGCUUCGCAAGCUCACGGGUUCCGACGAUUGCGCCAAUCCGAUGUCUGUCGCCAUCAUCAAGGCCAUACGAUCCGCGCUCACGAUUCGUCUCCUUCACGGCUUCGAAGGCGAAGCCGUUGAUAGGGCGUGCGACGCCCGGCUCGCCGCAGUCUUCGCGUCGCGUCUCCGUCCUCGCGUCGACGCCAUCGCUCGCGACGCCGCGCGAGUGAUCAAUCUACACGCCACAGUGCGCGCGCCCGUGGUUUCGGCCUUAGUGAACGACUUGCUCGCCAGAGAUGAUGAAAUUUAA